UUCGUGCAAUAAAGCUCACGUACACACCCCUAACGGACGUCCGCAUACAGGUGCACAAAUGCAUUUACUUCAUACCCAGUCAAUUGUACUACAGUUCAAAGUUCAGACCUAAGUAGAUAAAAGUGAGUGAGUUGUUAUCUGUACACUAAGUUCACUGCGGAUUACUUCCUACUUCUUGGGCUUUGGCUGCCUUUAGUUUAAAAACUUUUAGUUGAAUAGUUUUUACUUUACGCAAUUCCGUUGGAUAUAGUUUAUUUUCACAAAGCGGGUGACCUUUGACCAGUCGACAGGCGACUAGAGUGCUGUCCCAUAGGUGCUCAACAUGGAUGCCAUCAAAAGAGCGGCUGCUAUAGCGCAAGACAAGCAUCCACGCGUGAAGGACCAGAUCAUCACUUAUGGUACUGCAGGUUUUCGGACCCGAGCUGAUGAUCUCGACCAUGUCAUGUACAGAAUGGGACUACUAGCAGUUCUGGCUUCUCAGUCAAGAAAAGCAACCAUUGGUGUCAUGAUCACUGCAUCACACAACCCAGAAGAAGAUAAUGGUGUCAAGCUAAUUGACAAACUGGGCGAAAUGAUGCCUUUGGAAUGGGAAAAUUAUGCAACUCAGCUAGUUAAUACGAGUGACAAGGGUAUUCCAGCUGUAAUCAAGAGCAUCGUUGAAGCAGAAAAGAUUGAUCUUAAUGUGAAAGCAAAAGUUUUCAUUGCAAGAGACACCAGACCAAGCAGCCUUUCUUUGUCACAAGCUGUUCUUCAAGGUGUUCAAGCACUGGAUGGUCAUCCAUUUGACUUUGGCCUGUUGACGACUCCACAACUGCACUACAUGGUUUGCUGUGAAAAUACAAACAAAAAUUAUGGAGAACCUACAGAAGACGGUUACUUCGGAAAACUUGCUGCUGCAUUUCUGAAGCUUCAGACUGAGAGUGGCGUCAAAAGGGCAUACUCUCCAAAAGUGAAUGUGGAUGCAGCUAAUGGAGUUGGAGCAUCCAAAGCCAGACAGCUUCAAAACAUGCUGGGCAGUCUUUUGCAGCUGAAUAUCUCCAAUGAUGGGACCCAAGGAAAGCUAAACUAUCGUUGUGGAGCAGACUAUGUGAAAGUUCAGCAGUGUGCACCAGAUGGUCUGGCAAUUGAGAAUGGAAUGCGCUAUGCUUCUUUUGAUGGAGAUGCAGACAGGGUUGUUUAUUUCUAUUUGGAUAACGACAACAAGUUCCAUCUGCUGGACGGAGAUAAGAUUGCAACCCUGGUUGCUGCUUAUCUUCAAGAACUAGUCACUGGUAGUGGUCUUAAUCUGAACCUGGGGCUUGUACAGACUGCCUAUGCUAAUGGCAGCUCAACUAACUUCCUUACACAAAAAAUGAAAGUUCCAGUUGCAUGUGUUCCCACUGGUGUAAAAUAUUUACAUCACAAAGCUCAGGAAUUUGAUAUAGGCGUCUACUUUGAAGCCAAUGGCCAUGGAACAGUACUGUUUAGCAAACAAGCAGAGGAAUCUAUUGCUAAAAGAUGUCAAGACACUAGCCUUUCACCAGAUCAACAGAAGAAUGUAGCCAGGCUAGCAAACACUAAGGAUUUGAUCAAUCAGACUGUUGGUGAUGCCAUAUCAGACCUGUUGUUGGUAGAGACUAUAUUGGCUUACAGAGGCUGGAGUGCUGUGGACUGGGAUAACAUGUAUACAGAUCUUCCUAAUAGGCAACUCAAAAUUAAGGUCAAGGACAGAACAGUUGUGCAGACAACAGAUGCAGAGAGGAGAGUUACAUCCCCUCCUGGGCUGCAGGAAGAAAUUGACCGCCUUGUGUCACAGUACAAAAACGGCCGCUCAUUUGUCAGACCAUCAGGAACAGAAGAUGUGGUUCGAGUUUAUGCAGAAGCUGAGACCCAGGAAUAUGCUGAUCGCCUGGCAUGUGAAGUUGGGCAAGUUGUUUAUGACAAGGCUGGAGGAGUUGGCAACAAACCAUCUGUUUCUUGAUGUGAUGCUAGUGAUUUGCCUUGUUCACUACCAGCAAUCUAUCAUAUUUCAGUAAACUGACAAUCAGAAUUAUUUUGCAUUGCUUUGAAGGACUUUACCACAAAACUUUGUUGAAAUAUGCAUGAAUACCUGAUUUUACUAUAUUCCCUAAAAUAAUAAUGUUUACUUUUGCAACCCAGUACUCAUCCAAAUUCAGAAUUUUUCUCAUAAGGUGUUUACCAUUUCAGUUUCAGUUAUUCAGCUGAAGCACAAAUAAACCUAUGUGGUAAGACAGGAAAUAUGUAGACAGUAGGAAAAAGAAAAGAUACUUAGAUUUGUUGUUAAUACUAAAAAUUGUAAAGCAAUUCCAAGGGUUGUGUAUAGAUAUGCCAUGGAACAAAGAGGAUUAAAUUUGUAAAGCUUUAUAAAACUUCUAAGGUCUUGUGAAACUUAAGUAGCGAAGAUGAAAAACUUUAUCUAACUUUAUUUAUGUUUUCAUAGUAAUAUAAGAGAAUUAAAAUAAAAAACCUUAUUUUAAGCAUGAGUUAAUUCAAAGAAUUUAGACAUAAAAAAGUAUAAAUGUUAUACUGUUGAUUCAUUUAUUUCUUGUUUACAUGUUCUUUUUCUGCUUUUUGGAAAUCAUUUCAGUGGCUUCGAAGGUGAUGGUACUAUUAACUGCAGAUUAGUAACUGCUCAAUAUAUCAUGUAUUUGCAACUAUUAUGUUCAAUAUUGAAAGGGAUUUUCACUGGCUUCACCUACAGUCUGUAUUUUGUGGACUUUUUUUCUGUCAGCUUUUACUGUUUAUUAUAUUUUUGUUGAUGGGAUGUAUUUUAAAGCAUCAAGAAUGAUGUGAGUGUAGACUCAUAAAUGUAACCAAAUAAUGAAAGAAGUACACAUUUAUUCAUCACAAUAUCAGAUUUCACAAGUCUGAACCUAGUUCAUGGUAUUCUAUGCAAUCAUGUCACACAAAAUUUAUGGAAAUGUUUUGUUUCAAUUUGGAAAAUUGGCUCUGUGAUAAUAUAAUUAAUUUAGACUGUUGACGAUGUGAGAAAUACAAGUGUGAUAGAAUUUGGUUCAGUUACCAACAGGCUUCUAUAAAACAGAUAUGCACACUUCCCAUCAUACAAUAAAGAUACAAGCAGAGCAGAAUAACUGUCUUAGCAUAUGUUUUGUUUUCAUUAUGAGCUCAUUUUGUAGCAUAAUGAUUGGCGUACUAGCAGGCUCUGUAUAUUUUUAAACCAUCUUUUACUUUGAAUGGUGCAGAAAUUUUGAAAUCUGUUUAUUUUUUGAAGAGACCAUUUUUCAGGGCAAUUUGUGUGCCUAAUUAUUAUUAUGGUAUAGAGCACAAGAACAUGAAGGAUUGAUCCCUGUUACACUGCCAUUAUGGGGCAGGAAAUGUCCGUUUCUUUGCUUAUAACAUGUGUUAAUCUAGCAAAUAAUUCAAGCCUUUUCUUUUUUGCAGACUGUAAGUAGUUUACGUUCAUGCAUAGAUUGUAACUAUUUUCUUUUGCUUUUGAUGAUGUUAUAAUGCAGUGAAUUCUGAUACAAUACCCAUUGUUCAGAUUUUAUGUCAAAUUAGAGUGGAAAUGCCAGUUUAAGGAGAGUAUAAUCAAGCAUCCUUACUCUGUUUAUUCUGUCAAUCUGCACAUAGUGAUAGGCUAAAGUUGUGUGCAACUGUUCAGUCUGGCUGUUCAGUUAGUGUAUAUGAGAAAGAGAGACGAAAGUAAAGGGUGCCUUAUAAGUGUCAUUAGUGGUCUUGAAUGAUCAGUCAUGUAACACAUAACUGGAAGAUUUUGGAAGGUCUGGCUAUUCAUUGGCUUUCUCAAAGAUAUUGCUGUAUAGGAGACACUACCAAAUGAACCUCAUUUUACAAAGUUCUUUUGGUUUUCUAAAGCAGUGGGCUCUGAAUUUCAAAUGAAAUUUUACAUUAAUCCAUUUAAAUUGAUAUAUUUUUGUAUGAUUUUUUCUUACAUAUUUAAUUGUUAUCACUGUCCUUUCAUAAUCAGCAGCAUUCCAUAUUUUGUGGAAAAUCCUGAUGAUGGGGAUUAUUGUUGGUGUUGCUGCAGCUUUUACAUCUUAUAGGGGAUAUUUUGUUUGGUCGCUUGGGUGGUUGGUUGUUGCCAUGGUGAUGGAUAUGCAUUAAAAGAGACUGUGAUUCAGGAGCA
This is a messenger RNA of Pomacea canaliculata, 4105 nucleotides long. RefSeq names its product phosphoacetylglucosamine mutase-like. The coding region runs from base 323 to 1960 and encodes 545 amino acids. The record is from RefSeq and is a predicted model, not a curated record. Gene Ontology annotation, biological process: UDP-N-acetylglucosamine biosynthetic process; carbohydrate metabolic process. Gene Ontology annotation, molecular function: phosphoacetylglucosamine mutase activity; magnesium ion binding. The transcript is spliced from 18 exons. NCBI's taxonomy places the organism in Eukaryota, Metazoa, Mollusca, Gastropoda, Architaenioglossa, Ampullariidae.